Lycium barbarum (goji berry) is the source of this 1232-nucleotide messenger RNA. RefSeq lists its product as uncharacterized. The record is from RefSeq and is a predicted model, not a curated record. NCBI's taxonomy places the organism in Eukaryota, Viridiplantae, Streptophyta, Magnoliopsida, Solanales, Solanaceae. The transcript is spliced from 4 exons. The coding region runs from base 171 to 542 and encodes 123 amino acids.
ACCCUAAACUCAAAAACCACGUAAAUAAGUGGACCCCCACAAAUCCCCUUGAUAGGAGGCUAUAUAAACCACUCUCCUUCUUCCUUUUUCCGUACUAAUUCUUCUUCUCUAUAUACUAAAUUCCUUAUGUUUUUCAACUAGCGCAGAAGGAAAACAGUGACGCAACAGUGAUGGUGUCGGUUUCCCCAGACAAGGUGCAUUAUAGCGGUGUGAGGAAGAUGCCAUGGGAGAGGACGAGAAAAGAUCAUGAUAUAUUUUAUUCAAGUCAAACGAAUGUGCCGUGUUGUGAUCUUUUCUCAUAUCUCCUAACGACAGGAAAACAUAUAGAAGUGCCAACAAAAUGUGGAACUCAUAGCUGCAUAAAAGAUCAGGGACAGAGAAGGUGGCAUGGCUGCAAAACACCAGUUGCCUGCGAAAGAGAAGAACUCAAAUCACCAAGCAAUUCAGUUAUUUGCCAAGAAUAUAUAUGGAAGGAAAACAGUGACGCAGCAGUGAUGGUUGUGGUUUCCCCAGAUAAGGUGCAUUAUAGCGGUGUGAGGUAGAUGCCAUGGGAGAGGUACAUAACUAAGAUCAGAGAUCUCGGCUAACACGUGUCUCGCUCGGACUUUGAUACGCCGAAGGAAGCUGCUUGGGUCUAUGAUAUGGCUAUGUGGCUCUUACGGGGCCACAGGCCCGUAAAUAAUUUUCUUCAGACAACUAAGGAUGACCUCAAAAAUGCUAACGGCGGCGGCGCUAACAACGGCAAUGGGUGUGAGGUCCAGAGUCAGCCAGAGCCUCUCAAUCUUGAGCUUUCCCUUGCAUUUCCAAGGAGCAUGUGCAACUGCCGACAUUUGUUAUCCAGUAUUGCAUCACAUUUCUCAAAUCCCUUUUUCUUUUAAUUUUAUAAGAACUAGCUUAAUUUUCAUUUUGUUGCUCUGUGAUUUAAAAAAAAAAAAAGCUGGAGCUCUUCCUUUUUUUUUUUUUUUUGGAACAGGAAGAAAAAAGAUCAUGAUAUAUUUUAUACCUGUCAUAGGAAUGUGCCAUGUUGUGAUCUUUCCUCAUAUCUCCUAACGACAGGAAAAGAUGUAGAAGUAAUGUUAAUUUAGAAAUUUUUGUCUUCUUCAUUGUAUUAUUUUUCUGUCUUUGUUUUCUUUCCAAAAUUUUGUUGGAUGAGUUUUUGUUUGGUUGUAAAUGGCUCAAUACAUAUAUUGCCCCUUAAACUUGCUCCUGCAUGAGCCGAGGAUCUAUCGGAA